This is a messenger RNA of Triplophysa dalaica, 1797 nucleotides long. It is a transcript of the gene otpa, whose product is annotated as orthopedia homeobox a. The transcript has 3 exons. Lineage: Eukaryota; Metazoa; Chordata; Actinopteri; Cypriniformes; Nemacheilidae. Gene Ontology annotation, molecular function: DNA-binding transcription factor activity, RNA polymerase II-specific; DNA binding. The record is from RefSeq and is a predicted model, not a curated record. Gene Ontology annotation, biological process: regulation of DNA-templated transcription; neuron differentiation. The coding region runs from base 41 to 1039 and encodes 332 amino acids.
GAUUUUUUUGGAAAAGCAUUUCGCCCUGGAGCGGUGCGCGAUGCUUUCGCACGCCGACCUGCUGGAUGCUCGCCUCGGUGAGUUAUCAACGCCAAACUCCGGUCUGCAACUCUACUGGAUGAAGGAUGCGGCGGCGGAGCUUUUAGGUCACAGGGAGGCAUUGAAGUGCAGGCUGGGCGGCGGUGGCGCUGACUCGGGCCACCCCGGAGAACUUGCCCCAGGCUCCGAUUCCGUUGAGGGGACAACUCUUCUCCCCGGAGACGAUAUCAACAAUGCUGGAUCCAAUCCGCAGGGUGUAGCGGUGAACAGUAAGGAACAAGAGAAGCAACAGCAGCAGCAACAGAAUCCCACCCAGUCUAGCGCGCAGCAGUCUCAAAAGCAAAAACGCCACCGGACUCGGUUUACUCCGGCACAGCUUAACGAGUUGGAACGCAGCUUCGCCAAAACCCACUACCCGGACAUCUUCAUGCGCGAAGAACUCGCUCUCCGGAUCGGUCUGACAGAAUCCCGCGUGCAGGUCUGGUUUCAGAACAGACGCGCUAAGUGGAAGAAGCGCAAGAAGACCACCAACGUGUUCCGCUCUCCCGGCACGUUGCUGCCCACUCACCACGGCCUACCGCAGUUCCCCUCCGCCGCGGCGGCCGCAGCAGCAAUGGGCGACAGUUUGUGUUCCUUCCACGCUAAUGACACCCGCUGGGCCACGGCUGGAAUGCCAGGAGUCUCCCAGCUGCAGUUACCGCCCUCUCUAGGCCGACAACAAGCCAUGGCACAGUCUCUCUCCCAGUGCAGCCUGGGCGCCGGACCGCCACACAACUCCAUGAGCCUGUCCAACAUGUCCUCCAAUGGUUCCGGGCUUCAGUCCCACCUCUACCAACCCACCUUCCCCGGUAUGGUGCCCGCUUCGCUGUCUGGCCCAACCAAUGUGACCGGCUCUCCGCAGCUUUGUAGCUCCCCGGACUCUGACGUCUGGAGAGGGACGAGCAUCGCGUCGCUGCGCCGCAAGGCGCUCGAGCAUACAGUAUCCAUGAGUUUCACCUAAUACUUUGAUGUGCUGUUCUUCUCUUGUUCCUCGUCCACUCAUCAUUUCUGAUCCAACGUUCCAGUGACGCACAAGGAAGUCUAAAUGGAUACGACUGUCCUCUAGAAAACAAGUUCAUGAACUGUGCGCACCUGGUGGAAAUAAAAUCUUAAGCAUUAGAGGCUGAAAAAUGUCAUCCUUUGAAACUAGCAAACGUGAAUGUAUUUUAUUUAUUUUUAAUACCUCAUAUUUAUUUAUUUAUUUUAUUUAUUACCUUUUCUUUUCGCAAAUUUAACCAAGCGCAAAUUUCAACGUCCGGGACGGAAAAUGAAAUGCCCAUUUGCGAUGUAUUCGUGUCAAGACGUGUAUAUCCGUGUCAAGACGUUUGCAUUUGGCCUCAGAGAAACCAGGCGUGUGAUGGAUGGCGGACUCUGGGAUGAAGUUUUUUCUCUCUCUCUCUCAUUUUAGUAUAAUUCUUAUUAUUAUGAAUAUGGAAGAAAUCGUUCAAACUGUUGUACGAAAGAUGUUGGUGGAAAGAAAGGAAAAUAUCUCAAAAAGAAUUAAGAAACUUGACUGCAUGUUCCGACAAAGGUAAACAACAACGGGGAAUUAUCAUUUAAAAGUAAAGUAUGACUUUGUUAUAUGCUGUUACAUAGGAUGUUUUGUGUAGAUAAAGCAUUCUUAACUUGUUCUCAUUCGGUCAGUUUGUGAUAUGUUCUGAGUUACUGUAUGUGCUUAUACCAAUAUAAAUUUCUUAAAUGUUUGAUCUUCUUAACGGC